Molecule: messenger RNA, 3289 nt
Organism: Acanthaster planci (crown-of-thorns starfish)
Lineage: Eukaryota; Metazoa; Echinodermata; Asteroidea; Valvatida; Acanthasteridae
Gene: tmem249
Product: transmembrane protein 249
Source: RefSeq, a predicted model, not a curated record
UGUUCAGACUUACAAGUAAACAAACUCUCAAUUUGCAGUGUUUGCCAAAUACUGCGGGAGUACAUUUAACUGUUAAUGUAACUUAAUGUUUUUACUUUUGUCUUUCAUUGAUGCGAACACGUUAACCGCUUGGAUUGUGACAUAAAGCAGAAUUUACAGCGUUGGCACAUACGAAGCUUGAAGUAAAGCAGUGUAUCUUCUAAAUCAUGCAUGUCUGCGAGAUGGACAUUUUCUUGGGUAUUUGAGGAUAGAUCGUCCUUAGCCAGAUGGAAUUAGUGUCUUCAAUAUUCCUGUCCAUCAUAAAGCAUGUCUAAGAAACACGUUGGAGUAUUCGGUACCUGGGACCUGAACUUUUGGACACCACCCGAGGAGGUUUUCAGGAGGAAACUGGAGAAGAACCCGAUCCAUCCUUUCUCAGAGACCUCUCCCGAUCACUUCGAGGUGUCUCUUCGUUCACCGUGGCUGUGGGUCUCCUCUGUCUGUUUGCUGGCGACUUUCUUCGGCACGGUGGGCUACUACGUAACUAACCCUGUGGAUCAGUUUCUGACGUACUUCGUCAUGGCUUUCAUGGUAUGCCUCUACGCCACGUUCGUCUACUCUGACGUCCGGCGCAUUGUCCUAGACAUGACCCGAAACGAGUACGAAUUCCACACGGGCAACCGACUGGUAUACCGCGGCCACGUUCACAAUGUCUACAUCAGAUUAGUUGGUCAGAAGAGUGGGACCGGUGACACCUAUUACAAGAUUGUUCUGAACGGUUUUCAUGUGGAGGAGCAAGCCCUGACAUCCUCCAGUAUCCGGAGGCACAAGCUGGAGAAGCUUGGUCGCAAACUGGCAGCCAGGUUGAACCUGAACUAUUUCGACUUCGUGGACGAGUCGGUGAAGCAUGUAGUGCGACACCGCUGCCCGUACGCGUCGCCGGAAGAGUCGGUCGAGAGUCUCUCUCAUAUCGCCUAGGAUGGAAUGACAGCCUUCUGUUUCCUCUCUUUUUUCGUAAUGUCCUCAUCAAGAAUCUAUGCCUUGUUUGAAUGUCUCUGUGCGAUGAACUGCUUGCAGGUAAACGGUUUUCAGUCAUCUAGAAACAGCUUGAGAAAGCGGCUUAAAACAGAAAUCAGAGAUUGUCUGGAAGGCUUACACAACUCACCAACAGGACACUACCGUUUAUGGGGUAAUUCGGCAAGAAGAAUUAGGAGCCAUCUCUACGGUGAAACUAUACGCGCGUGGACAUGUGGUACAAGUGUAUUAGGCCUACACGCAUGCCUUCUCGACCAAUAGACCCCUUCCACUUGGUACUUGGUGACCAUUCUUCGUAUGGCAUGGAACCACUGAAAAACCGUGAACUGCAAUCCCUAAAUAGGGUGUCGUGAUUUGGCAAAUGUAGGUCUGCACGAAUGAAGUGCCACCGAAAGAAACCGAAUUUUGCAGUUUAUUUUACCUUUAUAAUUACAGGAUUUGGGUUUCACUACAUGCAUUAUUAACUCAUAGUUUUUAUCGCCACAAGGGUUAAAAAUUCUAGUUAAAGAAAGUAAAAAAAGGGCGAAAGAAAAAUGGAGCCGAUUAAAAACCUUUUAAAGCCUAUUGUAAUCUUUGAGGGUUAGGAUCCAAACGUGUAAGUUUGUAACGUGAAGCGGCUUUUCGUGUUUAUGCAAAGCAGAUACUAUUAACAUAUAAAAGUGAAAUGUUUAUUUAUCCUGAUAGGGCAGUGUGAAUUAAUUUUGCUUAAAUUAAAGAAUAUGUUCCGAUGUGCUUCACGGGAUACGAUAAAUGUUCGUGGCAUUGUGUAUGAAAUUUAACAGGUUCAACAUUCAAAGGAUAUUGUAAAAUGUCUUUUUACCUUUAACUACAAAGCCUGAAAUCUUCAAGCGCAUAGAUAGCAGUAAUUGAAAAAAAAUGAAACUUUAAUAUCGACUUUUUAUUUGUAAUUAAGCUUACACUUUGUGUGCAAACGUGCAAAAACGGUAUACUCAUACUAAACAGGAUUUCCUUCAUUCGUGCCGUUCCCUUAGUUGCUUUUUCCUGUCUUCGACGUUUUGUUACUUUACUGUGUAAAUGUCAUUAUUAUUUCACAUCAAUCCGUCAGAAUGUACCACCAUUGAUGUUUACCUCUAAAAGAUCACUCGUAAAGCACCCGCCGUCGUAUAGUCGCCCAACAACCCGUAAAUUGCUUGGACUGCGUGCCACCGGCUCAGGGCAAUCAACUUUCCGCAAAUUGACGGUUACUUUAUAUACAUAACAGCAAUCGCUCAGUCCAUGAAUCAUCGGUGAGAGAAUUUAACUCCGUAAUUAUUAACACAGGAAAUGUCGAUCGGGAAGUGUCAUCAGUUUUCCCUUUGACUCUCUUUGAAAAUCCAUUACGUGCUUAAGUUAUGUUGAUGCCUAAAAAUUUGGAAAUGGUUGUAAUCAAUUUCCGGACAGAAUUCCGAAAAAAGAUAGUCUUGUUGAUCUUCAACAAUGUGCUUCAAUUCUGGGCACCUCCAUCAUUCCUUUCUUCCUAACAUAAAACUUGUCAGGUUUAUUUUGGAAGUGAGAAUUUGUCAAAAAAGUAAGAUUAAGGAGAAUGACAUUGAAUCGUCGUUGCACAAAAUAAAAACUCGAUCUAUAAGACAAAAAAAAUCGUUGUGUUAGUCAGCGGAAUAUGCUCCGUGUUUGUUUUCUUUUUACUCAGGUUUCGAGACACAUAAUCUGAACGUAUGAUAUCUCACCUAUAUCAGCUUGUUCUAUAUCGCACCUUCUCCGUAAUAGCGACAUUAUAGGUAUUAUACACCGUAGAAGUGAGGCUGAACCCCGAGAAAAUAGUUGUGCAUUGUUGUGUCCACUAGAUUGCGAUAUCCGUCUACGUUUGAAGCAUCGAAGUUCCCAAGGGAGUUGUCAGUGCGAUAUGUGUUAACUUGUCAUGUAAACUUCGAUGGAUAUUUGCCUUGAUUGCAUUCAUUCAUUUGAGGUAUCAUAAAAUGUACAGUAUGCCUGGAAAAAGCUUCUCAACGUACCUCUUUACACGAGUCACAAAAUGUGUUCUUUAUCCUUCUGUCAACUGAACGAAUAUUAUAGUAUAUUCCGAGACAUACAUCGAAGCAAAGGCUUGUCAUGCUGACAAGAUCGAACUUGUUCUGUUGAGUAUCUGUAGCCACAAGAAUCCACUUGUUUUCCGUGCUUUUCGAGAGCUUGUGGGAAACAGCGUUUGCUUCGAUGGGAUUCGAUGAUGUCCUCGCCUUUUUCCACUCGACCAACGAGUUUGUCGGGGUUGGAGAGCUUCUUCGGAUCGAUACAGCGGUGGUCACUGCAGUCAACA